Closterium sp. NIES-65 is the source of this 969-nucleotide messenger RNA. Lineage: Eukaryota; Viridiplantae; Streptophyta; Zygnematophyceae; Desmidiales; Closteriaceae. The record is from the annotation of a GenBank genome assembly.
AUGCCGGAUAUUGAGACGGAGAGCGGGGCGGUAACGGAACCUGCUGCGGCAGCGGCGCGGGAUGUGGCGGAAGCGGAGAAUAAGAAUGCUGAAGGGGCCUUGGGGAAGCAAGAGGGGCUUGCGGCAAGCGGUAUCGCAGCGGAAGGGGGCGCGGGGGAUAUGGCGGAAGAGGGGGACGCGGAUGUUCAAGCGGGGGAGGAUGCGGGAGUAGCGGAGAGCGAGGACGCGGGGAUUGCGGAGAAUGCGGAGGCGGGGAACGCGGAGAAUGCCGAGGCGGGGAAUGCGGAGGCGGAGAAUGCGGAGAACGAGGGUAAGAGUGAGGAGGUGGACGAGAAUGGCGGGGGACAGAGCGAAGGGCGAGGGAAUCCGGAAAAUGGGACCGCCAGGUUACCCCCCCUCUCCUCAGGGCCAGGCGGAGAGGCCAUUGCUCGCGAGGCCGCCAGAUUCACCCCCCUGAACGGUUUCCUGCAGGGUCUGAAGGAGUGGCAGCGGCAGCAAGAGCAGGGGGGAGGGGAGGGGAGCAACAGGGGGGAAAAGGCGGAUGGAAAGGGGGAGGCCACUGGAGGGCGGUUGAGAGGUGUAUCUGGAGAGGAGGGUGUAUCUGGAGAGGAGGGUGUAUCUGCAGGGGAGGGUGUUUCAGCUACAGCCCUGUUUGCCCGUGUGGUGCAAGCAGACACACGGACCUGGGCCAUAGCGCAGGACAGCACCACCGCGCUCAUCAUUCGAGACGGUCACUACGGCUUUGACCCGUGCCGAGGGGAGCGCUGCAACUGGCAAAAUAUGCGAGUCGACUACAUCACGGCGAACGAGUCGGCCAUUCUCUUUCGUCCGGAGCUGAGGGGCCUGGCAGCCAACAUGUCUCAAUCCAUGAAUGCGGGGGACUAUGAUGCCGUGAGAGUGCGGAGGGGAGACAAGCUCAACACUGACAUGUGGCCGCAUGUGGCAAACGAUACGAGCCCUCCUGCGUAA